This is a messenger RNA of Meloidogyne enterolobii, 1503 nucleotides long. The record is from the annotation of a GenBank genome assembly. Lineage: Eukaryota; Metazoa; Nematoda; Chromadorea; Rhabditida; Meloidogynidae.
UUCAUUUUCGAAUAAAAUUCUUUCUGGAAAAGAAGAGCCAAUAAUGAAAAUAUUAAUAGCAAAGAAAGAGCAUUCCCAAGAUGAUGAACAAUGUCUUAGAGAACAAAUGGAAAUUAUUAGAAAAAAUUGGACAGAACAAUGGGGUAGUGGGCAAUUAGACAGGCUUAGACGUUUUGGAGAAAGUGAGGCAUUACAAGAACAACUAGAACGUACUCAGCGAUGGAUGGAGGAGUUUAAAGAAACUACAAUAAACAAAUUCUUCGAAAUUGAAGAAUCAGGAUUUGAAAUUCUGGACUCUUUUGAACAAGACAAUGAUUUUAUUGGACAACGGCAAUUAUUUACUAAAGCACCAGCAUUACAUUGGACAAAUUAUCCACGCGAAUCGGAUGUCCAAGUUACGUUUAAAUUUACGUUCCCAAAGGGAACAAUCCCUGAAUGGAUUUUUAGAGAUUGGAUUAAAAUGGCGAAAGAACAAGUUGAAUGGAAUUAUAUAUAUGAGUGGAACAAUGGUGUUUUGCUACGAGCUGAUGAACUUGUAAAAAUCACCUUAAUUCGUCUUCAAGGAGAACCUAAUAUUAUUGAACUUUCUGGGAGAAUAGACAUAGAAGAGGCUGCCGAAGAAGAAUUACAAGAGAGAAGGGACAGCAAUGAACAACAAAUUGAAGAUGGUCUUGACUGUAGUCCACCCUCAUGUCCAUUAAAAAGAGUUUGGCCUUUUUUGGUUCAAAUUUUUCAGCCUCUGCUUUCUGGCAUUGAUAGCUACAGAACACUUCCAUUUAAUCUAAGCCUUAUGUUUAUUGGUGAGUGCUUUUUUACGUGCCCAGAAGGUGCGCAAAAAUUAACUGCUCGUUCUCUGGAUGCUAUUCAAACUUUAAGUUCUAUACAAAGAAUUAAAAAUGUCCGGUUUAAAGCUGAUCAGGAUCAGAUUUAUUCUCUAAAUCUGGAUCAAUGCUUUCCAGACUUUCGACCUACCAAAAUGACUGACUUUUCACCAGCUAAUUACCCUCUAACAUUAAAACAACAACAAAAUCAUUCACAAACAAAAGGCAACACUAGUCCCCUCUCUCCACUAUUAUAUUCCUCCUCCUCAACCUCUGAUGAACCGGCAACGUCCGCUACUUCCCUAGGGGAUUCUCGCGUACAAUCACCACGAACUGUGACAGAGAAAAAACGUGUAGAUCGCUCACCGUCUUGCGUUCCUUCAUUUGAUUCAAAAACUGAACAGAUUUGUUCCUCUCCUUCGCCUUCUCCACAGCCUCAGCAUUGUUUGAAUGUGGAGGGAGGUGGAUACAAGUAAAUAAUUAUUUUACGCUAAAAUCAUAAAUUUGCUAGAUUCUUCCCUUUCUCCUUCCAUAAAAAGUUCUUUCUUAGUCUAGAUUAGAGCUGGUCGAGGUCGAGCGAAAAUUUUUAAAUUUUUGUAAGACUACGAAGCCAGAUUUCUUCCAUUUCUUACAAAAAAAGUCUAUUUUUAGGGGUGUAUAUUUAGCCUCUGCGAAGUUCUGG